AUGAGCGCUGUCAAAACACCUGCCCUUAGGCUCCGAAGCUUCCUCAGUUUUUUGGUAAUAUUAGUGGAGGGGUGGCAUGAUCUGGAUAACAAAGACUAUGAUUGUUGGCCCCUGGAAAAACCAGAUGAGUAUAACAUGCUAGAUUGUGGAGGCUUGGAAAUGGCAUGGAUCCAAAGGCCUCCAGAAAAAGCUGUGAGUGGGGAGUUCUUCAGCGUGACCUAUACAGUCUUUGCUUCUGACGGCUUUUAUCAAUAUGCUGUGCAAAAUGGAAUCCUUUCUCACAGGUAUGAUCUCCUCAAUGCUACCGCUGCAAGGGAAUUCUGCGAGGAGCAGGAGUGCCCUGCCAACUGGAAAGAUGCAAGUGAGGAAAACUGCUGUGUCCAUCAUGCCAACAUUCACUCCUGUCCUUUAGCCUUCAUGGGUAAAGGAGGAAUAUGUGGUCCAUGGAUUCCAGAUGAUGGCCAGAUAUUCACCCACACCUUGUCUACAGCUGGUAAAAUGAGUCAAAGAAACUGGACUGCCAAGGUUGUUUUGGUUCACGUGGGUGUGACUUCUCUCAUUGCACACAUCAGAGUUGGGAGAAUGCAGGUUGCUCUGGAAGCAAAAACCACAGUCCUUCCUGCAGUAGUCUGUGGAGAUGGCUUCUGUGAGGAAGAGGAAGGCUGCUCCACCUGCCCAGCUGAUUGUGGGGAAUGCCCCCUGUCUGCUGAUGCCAGGAUAGCAAUUGCCUUACCAACAUGUCUAGUCUGCGUUAGCUUCAUUUUGACUCUCAUGUGGUUUCAGUAUCAGAAACAGAAGAUGUUUUGGGAUGAAAGCUGGAUUAUAGACUUCACCUCCAUCAAACAAGGAUUUGUGCUGUGGAUCAUGGAAGGUGAUGGUAGAACAGUGGCCGUAAAGAAAAUAAUGAAGAAAUCAUUUAAUCUGUCGAAAUCCAUACGUAAGGAGGUAAAGCAAGUGAGGGAACUUGACCAUCUCAAUCUCUGCAAAUUCAUUGGUGGUUGCAUAGAGGUGCCAAAUGUUGCCAUAGUGACAGAAUACUGCCCAAAAGGCAGCCUGCGUGAUGUUCUCCUCAAUGAAGACAUCCCUUUGAACUGGGGCUUCAGGUUUUCUUUUGCUACUGACAUUGCCCAAGGAAUGGCCUGCCUCCACCAGCAUAAAAUGUAUCAUGGACGAUUGAAAUCUAACAACUGUGUGAUAGAUGACCGAUGGGUUUGUAAAGUUGCAGAUUAUGGUUUGCAAUCAUAUAGAAAAGAAGAUUCUUCUGAGGGGUCCAGGACAUGCCAGCAGCAGCUAAUACAGAUUUAUAUAGCUCCUGAGACCCAUUCCUUUUCAGACUUUGAACCCACUUCUAUGACAGAUGUGUACAGCUAUGCCAUCAUUUUACUAGAAAUUGCCACAAGAAGUGACCCUGUGCCAGUAAGUAAAAAUGAACUUUGAACUGAAUAUUCUUGGUGUCCACCUUUGGCAGAAUUAAUUUCAGGAAAGGCUGAGAAUUCUUGCCCAUGUCCCACAGAUUACAUAGAGUUAAUCAGGAGGUGCAGAAAAAACAACCCAUCCCAAAGGCCUACAUUUGAACAGGUCAAAAAGAUGUUGUACAAGAUGAACCCUAAUAAAGUUAGCCCUGUUGACAUGAUGAUGACUCUGAUGGAGAAAUACAGCAAACAUCUGGAGAUACUAGUUUCUGAGAGAACCCAGGAUUUAAUGUACGAAAAACAAAAGACUGAUCGUCUGUUGCAUAGUAUGUUGCCAAAGCAAGUAGCAGAUGAUCUCAGGCAGGGAAAACAUGCACAAGCUCAAAGUUAUUUGAGCUCCACCAUCUUUUUCAGUGACAUUGUUGGCUUCACUGAGCUGUCCAGCAGCAGCACACCUUACCAAGUGGUAGAUCUCCUGAACAAGCUUUAUACCACUUUUGAUGAAAUCAUAGAUAACUAUGAUGUCUAUAAGGUGGAGACAAUAGGAGAUGCCUAUAUGGUAGUGUCGGGGGUACCCAGAGAGAAAGGAAUCCUUCAAGCUGGUGAGAUCGCAAGCAUGGCCUUAGACCUGGUGGCUGUCUGCAAGACUUUUAAGAUCCCACAAAAGCCUAACACCCUCCUAAAGAUAAGAGCAGGAAUUCAUUCAGGUGCAGUUGUAGCAGGAGUUGUGGGGACCAAAAUGCCACGAUACUGUUUAUUUGGAGAUACUGUGAACACAGCUUCCAGGAUGGAAUCCACCAGUGAAGCUCUUAAAAUACAAUGCAGUUCAAGUACACACCAGCUGUUGGAGCAGAUCGGAGAGUAUGUGUUAGUAUGCCGUGGGAAUUUACAAGUCAAGGGAAAAGGAGACAUGGUAACAUACUGGCUAGAAGGGAAGAAAACCUCUGCCACCCAGAAUGCAGUCCCCAGCACUUCCGUGACUCAUCUAGACCCUGGCAGAGCUUCGUUUAGUCUGAUACCGGGUGUCCUUCCCAGGGAUCCUCUAUAA
Molecule: messenger RNA, 2460 nt
Organism: Rhea pennata
Lineage: Eukaryota; Metazoa; Chordata; Aves; Rheiformes; Rheidae
Product: atrial natriuretic peptide receptor 2-like
Exons: 23
Biological process (GO): cGMP biosynthetic process; intracellular signal transduction; protein phosphorylation
Cellular component (GO): plasma membrane
Molecular function (GO): ATP binding; adenylate cyclase activity; guanylate cyclase activity
Source: RefSeq, a predicted model, not a curated record